Aegilops tauschii subsp. strangulata is the source of this 1213-nucleotide messenger RNA. Its product is annotated as chitinase 2-like. Gene Ontology annotation, molecular function: chitin binding; chitinase activity. The record is from RefSeq and is a predicted model, not a curated record. Gene Ontology annotation, biological process: carbohydrate metabolic process; defense response to fungus; chitin catabolic process. Lineage: Eukaryota; Viridiplantae; Streptophyta; Magnoliopsida; Poales; Poaceae.
GACGGCACAUCGCGCCUUAUCAGGCAGCAAACACCAAACCAUGUCGGCACCGAGAGCUGCUCCGAGUCUAGCUACGGCGGCGACGGCCAUUCUGGCCGUCCUGGCCGCGGCGCUCGCCACGGCCGCUCGCGCCCAGACCUGCGGCUCGCAGGCCGGCGGCGCGACGUGCCCCAACUGCCUCUGCUGCAGCCGUUUCGGGUUCUGCGGCAGCGGCUCUGAGUGGUGCGGAGCCGGCUGCCAGAGCCAGUGCAGCGGCUGCCCCGCUCCCGGCGGCCAGGGCGUGGCGUCCAUCGUGUCCAAGGACCUCUUCGAGCGGCUCCUCCUCCACCGCAACGACGCCGCGUGCCUGGCCCGCGGGUUCUACACCUACGAGGCGUUCCUCGCCGCGGCCGCCGCGUUCCCGGCCUUCGCCGGCACGUCCGAGGGGCUCAGCGUCGAGACGCGGAAGCGGGAGGUGGCCGCCUUCCUGGGCCAGACCUCCCACGAGACCACCGGCGGGUGGCCGACCGCGCCCGACGGCCCCUUCUCCUGGGGCUACUGCUUCAAGCAGGAGCGCGACCCGCCGUCCGACUACUGCCAGCCGAGGCCGGAGUGGCCGUGCGCGCCCGGCAGGCGCUACUACGGCCGCGGCCCCAUGCAGCUCUCCUUCAACUACAACUACGGCCCGGCGGGGCGCGCGAUCGGCGUCGACCUGCUGAACAACCCGGACCUGGUGGCGGCCGACCCGGUGGUGUCGUUCAAGACGGCGCUGUGGUUCUGGAUGACCCCGCAGGCGAACAAGCCGUCGUCGCACGCGGUGAUCACGGGGCGGUGGACGCCGACGGCCGCGGACAACGCGGCCGGCCGGGUGCCCGGGUACGGCGUGAUCACCAACAUCAUCAACGGCGGGCUGGAGUGCGGGCGUGGGCAGGACCCCCGGGUGGCCGACCGGAUCGGGUUCUACAAGCGCUACUGCGACGUCCUCGGCGUCGGCUACGGGAGCAACCUCGACUGCAACAGCCAGAGGCCGUUCACCAGCGGCGCCUCGGCUGGGCUCGCGGCGCAGUGAAAACCACCGGCAUGUGCAUGUGAUUCAUGUAUGUGUGAUUCGAGGAGUUCUCUUCUCUACUACUGUGUAAUGUGAUGAGCGUGUUGCCUCGAUCCGUGAAAGCUCGCGUGCGUCAGCGAGCAUUUCUUUCGGCCUGCUAAGGCUUAAUAAACUCGGUUGUAGCUA